GGGAAAAUAAAAUACCUAUCAACGGCGCUCCCACUGUCUUCACUCGUUUUCAUCUUCAUAAUCCAUGCUCUCUGUCACGAAACGACUUCAGCGUUUACCACGAUGGUUGGGUUCCACUGGCAACCAGCUUCGGUAUGCCAGAACCGACUCCGGUCCGCUCAGGAGGCGAUCCAAGUCCUCGGCUCUAUCCUUGAAGAAGACGGACGAGAAAUCGGAGUGGUGGGUAGUGGACGGGGAGAUGCACGAGAUUGGUGAUAACGUGCCUCCACGUGAGCGAUUCGUCAUCCCUCGGGACAACAUUCCCAAUAGACGCCGUAAGCAGCUCCGCGAGCAGUUCAUGCGCCGCACUCGCCUUGUCCUCAAGGAAUCGGAGCAUGAGCCUUGGUGCAAAAGGUAUAUGGAACUCUAUAACGAGCUAAGGGAGAACUGGGAGAGGCUUUACUGGGAUGAGGGUUACUCGAAAAAGCUUGCCCACGAUCAUGCAAACUAUGAAUCUGCAGAGGAUGAUGAUGGAGAUUUCAACCCAUACAGGAACAGGCGAUUCUAUACUGAUCAAAUGAAGGACCAGCAUUUUGGGCAUCAGAGGCAAGGUGAAACCUGGGAGAAGAUCAGUCAAAUCCGAGAUAAGUUUGAGUACGACAGAGAGAAAAGAAUGAGGGACAGAGCAUUUGCACCAAUGAAUUUUGGACCUUCUUCAGACUCAAAUGAUUCAAACGCCCAGAAUAAGCUUUUUGAUGCUCAAAGAUACUUCAGGGACUAAAAAGGUAUCUGCAGGAGGAGGAGCAUUGAUGGGUUGUAUGGAUUAUGUGAGAAUCAGGGUUUUCCUUUGAGCGAUCACUUCCUAGAGACUCAAGAAAGCAGACAACAGGGGUAAACAAGACGAAGAUCGCAGUAGCUGAUAUAUUUCAAACUUAAUUGUUUCCUGUAGAAGAUUAUAUCUUUUUUGUUACUGGGCUUCACAUGAGACAUGAUGUGCAAAGUUGCACUUUCAGGCAAUUGCUAUGGAGCAAAAUUAUGCCCGGUUGUCAGAAAUGCUUGUAAGUUCAGGUGCCUUGAAAGUGUUGCAGCGAUGCUUCUGUGUGUGACAUUGUCUAUGCAAGUAAGGAUGCAUAGUUUUUGACAGAGAUGUAAGAAUUAGUUUUUUACUAUAUAACCGUAAAAUGCAUUUUUUCCUUGGUACAGUGUAAUUUAUACAGGAUUAGUGGUAAUGUAACUUUGGCAAAUGGGGAACACUAUCUCACGACCAAACUCAAAACCCGAGCAAUUGAUAUAAAUGGAACUGGAGUUUAUAA
Molecule: messenger RNA, 1292 nt
Organism: Carica papaya (papaya)
Lineage: Eukaryota; Viridiplantae; Streptophyta; Magnoliopsida; Brassicales; Caricaceae
Source: RefSeq, a predicted model, not a curated record